UAGUAAUAAGCCAUAGGCUCUUCUGACACCAGAAAUCUCCUUUGAAUGAACAGAAGUACAGACCUUCAAGAUCUAUUGACUGCUGGAGAAUUGGUCACUAAGGUCUUGACAUUUGCUGAAAUAAGAGAUUAGCUGUGCCAUAUUCAAAGCUGUUCCAUCCUAAGGGCAUUGCCACAGUGCAAAGUUAGCCAAAGGGCUUCAUGUAGGAUUUUCCCCCUUAGAUCAAGAUAUUCUGAUUGACCAAGAUUGAAAACAGUGUUGAAGUAAGCACAAAAUGGCAUACCGAAGCAAUGAAAUGUGGUCUGAUGAGCGGUACGAUUGUGAAAGACUUCCACGAGAACGACUUCCUCCACGUCCUGAUGGCAUGCAGUAUGCAUUUGACAGCAUACAACUCCAGGAGCCAGAAAGUUAUCUCCCUUUUCAACACGAAGUCUAUUCGAUGAGAUUUUACAGGGAUGACUAUCACAGAGUAGUGAACUUUCCACCCAAGAAAACACCUCUUCCAGAGCGACCUGCAGAAGGGCGUUACAGCAGAUAUGAAUACAGUCAUGCUCCUGUGGGCUAUAGAGACUAUGGUGAAGGUCGUGGUUUUGAAAGGAGAAGUGGACCACCACACAGAAUUGAUGAUCCAGGAUAUAGAUGGCCGAGGGAUGACCAUCCCCCUAGUCGCCAGCUUGAUUACAGGGACGUGAGAGACAGCAUGAGGCGAAAACCCAUCUUUCCUCAUUAUGAUAGAGAUCGCUCCCCUCACAAGAGGGAUUCACCUUACUUCAGGGAGUCACCAAUCAGCAGGAGGGAAUCUCCUCACAGCAGAUCUGGCUCCAGUGUCAGCAGCAGAAGUUAUUCUCCAGAGAGAAGCAAAGCCUAUGCCUUCCACCAGUCCCAGCAUAGCAGAAGUAUGUCAUCUUUACAUAAAAGAAAUAUUUCUCAACAAGAUAAAGAGAGGACAGUAUCUCAGCCUUUGAAAACUUCAAGGGACGUAUCCCCUUCAGGAACAACACCUUCAAAGGCCUUGGACAAAAGUAGCAGAUUAUCAGAAAAGGAGCUUGCAGAGGCUGCAGGUAGUAGGUGGGCAGCAGACAAAGUGGAAAAAGCAGACACAAGCACUGUACCUGAAAUUUCAGAGUAUGAUGCUGCAGCCCCAGAACCAUUGUAUGUGGAACCCCAUGAAGAAACAGGUGCUGAUGUAACAGGCAAUAAUGAGUUGUUUGAAGAAGCCCAGCAUGUCACUCGCACAAAGGCAAUUGCUGCAAAAACAAAGGAGAUUGAGCAAGUCUACAGACAAGACUGUGAAACCUUUGGUGCUGUAGUAAAGAUGUUGAUAGAAAAAGACCCUUCAUUAGAAAAACCUAUUCAGUUUUCCUUGAGACAAAACUUGCAUGAGAUUGGUGAAAGGUGUAUUGAAGAACUUAAACACUUCAUUGCAGAAUAUGACACUGCAAAUCAAGAAUUUGAAGAACCUUGAAAUCAAGUCUCCAUUGUUCAUAUGUAAGUAUUAAUGUUAAAGGAUGCUAAAUGUCUUUCAACACCUUAUCACAGAAUUUUAUCUCCUCAUGAAAUGUAAUAAAUGCCGAACGCUGUAUAAUGUGUUUGCUGUUCUGACAAGAAAAUUAUUUCAUGAUUUCCUUCUGAAAACCAGUGCGCUUAAGACAGUGUUAGUCAUUUUUUAAAUCUCAGUCUGCAAAUUUGUACAUUCCGUUUGACUUUAGAGAUACUCCAGUACGGAAACAGGCUACUAUUUGAAUACAUUGGACAGUUUUGUAAUUUUAUUAAUACUGACUCCAGGACUGUAUAUACAGUAUAAUUGUAUUUAUGUAUAUUUACAUUUGUUGUGAUUAGGAAGAAUAGGCAUUUGAUGUUCCAUUUGUAAUUUGAGUAAACAAUUGCUUGAACAUAAUCACCAAGCAUCUCCUUUUGUUUAGCAUUUUUUGUAAAUUGAAAUGGCCUGUAAUUAAAAUAAUUCUAAUUCA
Pogona vitticeps (central bearded dragon) is the source of this 1970-nucleotide messenger RNA. Lineage: Eukaryota; Metazoa; Chordata; Lepidosauria; Squamata; Agamidae. The record is from RefSeq and is a predicted model, not a curated record.